Messenger RNA from Numida meleagris (helmeted guineafowl), 1993 nucleotides. It is a transcript of the gene CCT8, whose product is annotated as chaperonin containing TCP1 subunit 8. Gene Ontology annotation, biological process: protein folding. The coding region runs from base 99 to 1760 and encodes 553 amino acids. The record is from RefSeq and is a predicted model, not a curated record. NCBI's taxonomy places the organism in Eukaryota, Metazoa, Chordata, Aves, Galliformes, Numididae. Gene Ontology annotation, cellular component: chaperonin-containing T-complex. The transcript is spliced from 16 exons. Gene Ontology annotation, molecular function: ATP hydrolysis activity; ATP binding; ATP-dependent protein folding chaperone.
GCGGCUGGCUGUGCCUGCGGGCUCGCCUCGCUCAUUGCGCAUGCGCGCUGCCAGUCCCGGCAUCGUGAGGCGCGGUGCUGCCGGAGCGGAGAGGAGCUAUGGCGCUUCACGUCCCUAAGGCCCCGGGCUUCGCCCAGAUGCUCAAGGAGGGGGCGAAGCAUUACUCAGGUCUAGAGGAAGCUGUCUACAGGAACAUCCAGGCAUGCAAAGAACUUGCUCAGACCACCCGUACGGCUUAUGGACCCAAUGGGAUGAACAAAAUGGUUAUCAAUCAUCUGGAGAAGCUUUUUGUUACAAAUGAUGCUGCUACUAUCUUGAGAGAGUUGGAGGUCCAGCAUCCUGCUGCAAAAAUGCUUGUGAUGGCUUCCCACAUGCAAGAGCAAGAAGUUGGAGAUGGAACUAACUUUGUCCUUGUUUUUGCUGGAGUCCUUCUGGAGUUAGCGGAAGACCUUCUGAGGAUGGGAUUAUCGGUCUCCGAGGUAAUCGAAGGAUAUGAAAAAGCUUGCAAGAAAGCUCUAGAAAUUCUUCCGGAUUUGGUGUGCUGUUCUGCAAAGAACCUUAGAGAUGUUGAUGAAGUGGCAUCUUUGUUGCACACUUCAGUAAUGAGCAAACAGUAUGGCAAUGAAAGUUUUUUGUCAAAGCUUAUUGCUCAGGCCUGUGUUUCUAUUCUUCCCGAUUCUGGUCAUUUCAAUGUUGAUAAUAUCAGAGUAUGCAAGAUUGUGGGUGCCGGUGUCUCUGCUUCAUCAGUGCUGCAUGGCAUGGUUUUUAAAAAGGAAACUGAAGGAGAUGUUACUUCUGUCAAAGAUGCAAAAAUAGCUGUGUAUUCCUGCCCUUUUGAUGGUAUGAUAACUGAAACUAAGGGCACCGUGCUUAUAAAGAAUGCUGAAGAGCUGAUGAAUUUCAGCAAGGGAGAAGAAAACCUAAUGGAUGUGCAAGUCAAAGCUAUUGCUGAUAGUGGUGCUAAUGUAGUUGUAACAGGUGGCAAAGUGGCAGACAUGGCACUUCAUUAUGCCAACAAAUACAAUCUUAUGAUAGUCAGGUUGAACUCAAAAUGGGAUCUGAGAAGACUGUGCAAAACUGUUGGUGCAACAGCCCUACCCAGACUGACCCCUCCUACUCUAGAAGAAAUGGGUCACUGCAAUAGUGUGUAUUUAUCAGAGGUUGGAGAUACACAAGUUGUUGUGUUUAAGCAUGAAAAGGAGGAUGGUGCUAUUUCUACCAUACUCAUUCGUGGAUCUACAGACAAUCUGAUGGAUGAUAUUGAGAGAGCAGUGGACGAUGGCGUAAAUACUUUCAAAGUACUCACAAGGGAUAAACGUCUUGUUCCUGGAGGUGGUGCAACAGAGAUUGAAUUGGCCAAGCAGAUCACAUCUUACGGAGAGACUUGUCCUGGGCUUGACCAGUAUGCCAUCAAGAAGUUUGCUGAAGCAUUUGAAGCCAUUCCUCGAGCACUGGCAGAAAAUUCUGGAGUAAAGGCAAAUGAAGUCAUCUCCAAACUUUAUGCUGUGCAUCAGGAAGGCAACAAAAACGUUGGAUUUGAUAUUGAGGCUGAAGCUGCCGCUGUGAAGGACAUGUUAGAAGCUGGCAUAUUAGACACAUACCUGGGAAAAUCCUGGGGUAUCAAGCUGGCCACAAAUGCAGCAGUAACUGUCCUACGGGUCGAUCAGAUUAUUAUGGCAAAAACAGCAGGCGGUCCAAAAGUCCCUAAACAGCAAGGACAUUGGGAUAAGGAUGACUGGAGAGAUGAGCCCGAAAAGUAAUAUCAAUCAUAAUGGCGAAACCAGCUGGUGGUCCUAAACCUCCAUCAGGAAAGAAAGACUGGGAUGAAGACCAAAAUGAUUGAACAAUUUAAUCGUACUACUUAAGUUACGUGAUUAUGGGAGUCGUGUGAUACUCCAGUUGGGACCUGUCGUGCUGUUUUGGUCACUUGCCUUUAAGUUAUGAACUGUAUCCAGCUUUGAACACUUCAAUAAAUUUCCUUACUCCUACUAAA